Molecule: messenger RNA, 1212 nt
Organism: Paraglomus brasilianum
Lineage: Eukaryota; Fungi; Glomeromycota; Glomeromycetes; Paraglomerales; Paraglomeraceae
Source: the annotation of a GenBank genome assembly
AUGACAUGCUGGAAGAGCUUGUUGAAUAAUCUUAAUCAUCCCAAUUGUGCACCCCCCAAUAGAAAAAUAGCAACAGUAUUGAAGCUAUAUCAAUUCUUAUAUCGAGAUACAGUCUAUGAUCUUCGGAUAUUCAGCGAAAAUCAAGUUUUCGAUACUCUGUCACGGAUACGCGAAGAAGAGAAUUUAUACCGAAGAUUAGAAAAUCUCUUUAGAGAUGAGAUCUUUCUUCAGUGUUUGAAUGUAUUCAUAUUUAUCUCAGGUUGGCCGUCCGUGCUUCCGAUGAAGAUACCAAGUACUCGUGAUAUAUGCACAGAGAUACUGCAGCCCUUGAUUGAUAGUCAUUUGGACUGGCAGAAGAAAGCAGUUCAAGCAUCAUCAGAAGCAGACCUUCACAUAUACUUUGGUGGUCCACGCUCGCCGUUUCUUCCCCUUCUUGGUGUACCUGGUCGCAACGGUCCUUCAUUAUCAACAAACGCACGCAUCCACGUUUAUAGACCAUUCUUGCAGAAAUUGUCAUCGGACGAGGUUAAGAGAUUAGAAGAGCAGGCUCCUUUAGAAACGGUUGACCUUGACACCGGGAUUGUUUUCACAAUGCUUCACGAUCUUUACAACAACUCGUCUGAAAAUGUCAGACUCCAAGGUGCUUACAAACAUACAUCAGUCGCUAUGCUGAUUGAACGUGUGCUCAACUCUGAUGAACCACGAUUAGUAUUGAAUCUGAAUUCAGAGAAACGUAAUACGUUCAAAUCGUUGACAGAUAUCAUUAAGAAGAGCAAGACGGAUGUUAUUCAGCCAAUAGUGUCCAAGAGAAUACAACAACUUGCAGCAGACGUUAAUGUUUUGAAGGAGGCUAUCGGAGCAGACGAUAUGGCGUCUCAUAGUGCAGCAGUUAAUAGUGUGGAAGAGGAUGUCUUUAUUAUCAAACACGCAACAAGGCUCUUGUUGUGCUUGUGUCUCAAUGAUGAAAACGCGCUGAACAGCCUUCUUAAAUAUCUCAAUCUACGUCAAUGGCUAUUGUCUGCUCUCGCGCAAUGUCAAUCUGAAGAGUCGAGACAGGAAAUUGCACGAAUGAUAUUACAAGAAAGUUCAAAGAAAUCAUAUGAAGCAACGCGUUUCUGUCGUGCAUAUAAGGACUAUGACGGACAACCUCUCAAUGUUGCCGUACAGAUGGAUGUUUUGCUGGAUUAUUUGACCGAUUGGAGAACAGUGUGA